AUGGGGGUGAGGAAAAGGAGACUUGGACGAUACAAAGGAUAGACUUUGGUUUUUUUCUCGUCUAUGUGAAGGUUGGAUACUCUGAUCUUGAGAGACUAAGGAAUCAUCAAAUGAGCAGUUUUUGGAGUAGGGGAAAGUGCUUGGUCAGAUUAGGUUUAUCCUUGGAAGCUGCUGCUGGAAGAGAUACCAAGCCAACAUUAACAUACUCAGUACCGUCCCCUUCACUUUCCAAAGCUCGUUUUGAAACAGAUGAAAUAGUUGAAACUGGAGCUUCCUCCUCAUCAGACAGAACAGACUUGGUAACAACAGCUUGUCUACCAACCAAGCUAUCAAUUCUACUACAAGAGACAUCUGAAAUUGAAGUCUUGCUGUCACUGUUUGAACUAGGGGAAGUUUUGUCAUUUGUAUUAUCUAAUUAG
Rhododendron vialii is the source of this 419-nucleotide messenger RNA. RefSeq lists its product as uncharacterized. The record is from RefSeq and is a predicted model, not a curated record. The transcript is spliced from 2 exons. Bases 111 to 419 code for a protein of 102 amino acids. NCBI's taxonomy places the organism in Eukaryota, Viridiplantae, Streptophyta, Magnoliopsida, Ericales, Ericaceae.